CGUCAUCACGCAAUGGGUGGCGACGUGGAAAACAUGGAGGACGGUAGUACGUAGAGUAAACUUAGCUGUCUGAAUUACAGCCGUAUUUCACGUAUUUGCCCUGUUUUGAGUUAAACCCGACAAACAACCUAGAGAAAAUUUAUAUUUAGUUUAGAAACAGUUGUACUUUAAAGGAACCGAGAGGCGACGGAGCAACGGAAGCCCCGAAAGGCUUAAAUGACAGAUUUUGUCCCAUGCCCAGUGAAUAACGAGUGAAAAGUGGCUGAAAAGAGCCAGGAAAUAUGGGAGCCAACACCAGCCAGGUCAGGGACCUGUCUGAUAACGCCAGCCUCAAGGCGUUGGUGGGCACGGAGUCGAUAUCUGAAAAUAACCCUUUCUGGAAUCAGCUCAUUUCCUUCACCUUCAUCAGUCCGACCAACAGUGGAGACUCUAAGUUACUAGAAGAGGCUGUUGUUCCUCUGGCCAAAUCCCUCAUUGAAAAUAAUCCCAGAACGGGGAACUUUGGUGCUCUUGUGAGAAUUUUUCUGGGAAGAACCAAAGAGCUGAAAAUUUCUACAGAAUGCAAAGAUCAGUUGUUCAUCUGGCAGGCACACAACGCUCUGUUCAUGAUUCGCUGCCUGCUCAAGGUCUUCAUCAGACAGAUGAGUGAAGACGAGCUGCACCAACAGUUCUCCUACCAGGAGAGGGCACCGGGCUACUGCGCAGAAACGGAGAGUGAGGACCUCCUUGAGGAGCUGCUGUUAAACCUUGUUCACCUGAUUGUUGAAGUGCCCCUGCUAGACAUCACCUACAGCAUCCUGUUUGAAGCUGUGACGACGUUACUAGUGUUCUUCUCCUAUCAGCUCCUCCACAAAGACAUCCUCAGAGAUGGACUAGUUUACCAGCACAUCAUGAAGGGACGAUGGUGGUCUGUGGAGUGUCUUCACACUGGGUGGAGCUGGCAGUAAAGGAGGGGUAGACCAGGAAAACGGUCCCUUACCUUUAUCCAAUCAGAGUCUUCUGUUACUGCUGGUAUUAUCCAAUCUAACAGAUGGGCCUGACUGGCCAAACCCCUAUCGCCAGGCUAUUACUUGUUUCCGAAACACACAAGACACGUCAUCGCUGCCUGUGGAUCAACCUCACAGUUUCCAGAUCAAUUUCAACAGUCUUUAUACAGCUCUGUGUGAGCAGCAACGCUCUGACCAAGCCACUUUACUGCUUUACACUCUGCUCCACCAGAACGCCAACUUGAGGACGUACAUCCUGUCAAGAACUGACAUGGAUAAUCUGGUGUUGCCCAUCCUCGAGAUCCUUUACCAUGUAGAGGAGAGAAAUUCUCAUCAUGUCUACAUGGCCCUUAUUAUUCUCCUCAUUCUUACAGAGGAUGAUGCCUUCAAUCGCUCCAUCCACGAGGUGGUGCUGAAGAACAUUUCCUGGUACACAGAGAGGUCACUGACAGAGAUCUCACUUGGCAGUUUGCUCAUUCUGGUUGUCAUCCGCACCAUCCAGUUCAACAUGACACGGACGAGGGAUAAGUACCUCCACACCAACUGUCUUGCUGCACUUGCCAACAUGUCUGCCCAGUUCCGAUGCCUCCACCAAUACGCUGCCCAGCGCAUCAUCAGUUUAUUUGCUUUGCUUUCCAAAAAGCACAACAAGGUUUUGGAGCAGGCGACACAAUCUCUACAGGGUAGACAGGGAGACAACACUGCCCUGCCAGACUAUGCCCAGGACCUGAAUGUGAUUGAGGAGGUGAUCCGCAUGAUGCUGGAAAUCAUCAACUCCUGCCUGUGCAACUCUCUGCACCACAAUCCCAACCUGGUGUACGCACUGCUUUACAAGCGGGAGCUCUUUGAGCAGUUCCGGAUGCACCCGUCCUUCCAGGACAUCAUGCAGAACCUUGACACGGUGAUUGGAUUUUUCAGUCAGCGUCUGGAGCAGGCUGGAAGUGACCUCUCUGUUGAAAGGGUUCAAGAGGUCAUCAUGAAGGGAGCCCAGGCUCUGCCAAAGGACAGGCUAAAGAAGUUUCCUGAGCUCAAGUUUAAAUAUGUGGAGGAAGACCAACCAGAGGACUUCUUCAUCCCGUACGUCUGGUCGCUGGUCUUCAACUCAGGAGUUGGCCUGUACUGGAACCCUCACGGCAUCGAGCUGUUCAGCAUGGACUCUGGCUGAAAAACAACAAACUUUAUUCUCCUUCAGAACAGAACUAAAGGACUGAUGAUGAUGAUGAUGAUGUGUGUUACUGUUUGUAGUCGGUGCACGCUGCUUUCAAAGUGCCUCGACCUUGUACAUGACGGUGUUCCUCUUUAUGCAGCACAGCCUUGUAUUGUAAUAAUAAUAAUAAUAAUAAUAAUAAUGAUGAUAAGAAUUCCUCUGCUUCUUCACUGUGAAGCUUCAUCUGUGCAGGUGAACACAGUAGCUUCCACUUAUUUACACUGCAACAAAUGCGCAAUUAACAAAAUAUAUCCAUUCAUAUCAUGGCAAGAAACUCAGGUCAGUGGUGAUGGAUGAGCCCGUGUUUUUGUCUUCAUUUUAUUUCCAAACAGGUCAUUUGAAGGAACAUUCAGCAAAAUGUUACACUUUUUUCUGUAAAGAUCCAUGUACCCACAGACUUAUCCUUAAACAUACGUAUGUAUUGUAUUAUACUGACUUUAAAAUAUUAUUAUUGUAACUUUAGGUUUUAUUUAAACCCCAACUGAUUUUUUUAAUGCCGCUGGUUUAUUGUAAAGGGGUUGACGAAUUUUUCUGGUAGAAAGAAAACACUUUAUUUUUUUUAGUUCAAACAUGCAGUCUCAGUGUUGCUGUUUAACAUCCCACAUUCAAGUGCAGUUUAAUUAAAACUUAAUUUCAGUCCCUGGGUAAUAUUAGCUCUGAUUCGUGUGAUUUCAUGGUUGCUUCCAGACCAUUAAUUUGACUUUUGUCAGUCUUUCAUUAGCAUCUUUUCCAGAUGGUAACCCAAAGACAGACACUAACUCUCUUGUUCCUUUUUUUUGAUGCAAAAUGACAACUGCCUCUUCAGUUUGUUGCUGUGUUUGCAUGUUUAACUAAAGACUUAAGUUAUUUAUUUUCACGUAUGUUGUUUUUAUAAAUCUAUAUAUUCAACAACCUUAAAUAUAAAUGGCAGUAGUAGCGAACUGAGUGCUGCUUGAAAAUAAGAAAAACAGUGCAAGUGUAAUUGUUUCCAGGUGGGGAAAGUAGCUUUUUAAUGUAUAACAUGAUGACAACUGUCAUUUUGUGGAACAGUUUCCUUCAAAAACAGGAGUUUAAAUAAAAAUAUCAAAACAAAGCAA
Messenger RNA from Austrofundulus limnaeus, 3269 nucleotides. RefSeq names its product dymeclin (gene dym). NCBI's taxonomy places the organism in Eukaryota, Metazoa, Chordata, Actinopteri, Cyprinodontiformes, Rivulidae. Gene Ontology annotation, biological process: Golgi organization. Gene Ontology annotation, cellular component: Golgi apparatus. The record is from RefSeq and is a predicted model, not a curated record.